AUGGUCAUUCUCUCUACUCUCGCGCUGUGGGCAAGCCUGUUACACCUCGCGCUGGCACUUACACCACCGCUCGUGCCCUUGGAGAGCGUCCCCGGUGGAGCCGGAAACAACAAUUGCGUAAACACGCGCCAGAGUCGUGGAUGCUGGAAGGGAGACUUCAACAUCUACACGGACUACGACGCGAGGAUACCCAAGGGAAGACUGCGGGAGUACCACCUCACUCUGUCCGAGAAGGAGAUUGCGGUGGACGGAUAUCACGCAAACAAGACUGUGUUCAAUGGACAGUAUCCCGGACCCCUUAUUGAAGCUGAUUGGGGCGACACGAUUCGCGUCACCGUUCACAACAAUCUGACCAACUUCAACGGCACGGCGGUUCAUUGGCACGGCAUUCGGAUGUUUGAGACCAACUGGCAGGACGGUGUACCCGGGGUGACGCAAUGUCCGAUCAAGCCCGGGUCCUCUCAGACAUACGAGUUUCGCGCGAUGCAGUAUGGGUCAUCGUGGUAUCACUCGCACUUUAGCCUGCAGUAUACAAACGGGGCCUACGGACCCCUCGUCAUCCAUGGCCCGUCCAGCGCCAACUGGGAUGUCGACCUCGGCCCCUGGCUGAUCUCGGACUGGUAUCACGACGACGCCUUCAGGCUUCUCUACUACGAGUUCCAGACGGACCGUGCGGCCAUCCCCAAUUCCAUGGUGCUAAACGGCAAAGGGCGCUUCAAUUGCAGCACCACCGACGACCCGAGGUGUACCGGCCGCCGGGACCUGUACACGACCGUCUUCCAACAAGGAACCAAGUACAAGAUCGCCAUCGCCAACACCGGUACGCUUCUGACCGAGACCUUUUGGAUCGACGGGCACAACUUCACCGUCAUCGCCAACGACUUCGUGCCUAUCGAACCGUACGAGACAAACGUGAUCACGCUCGGCAUCGGACAACGCUAUGAAAUUGUUGUGGAGGCCAAUGCCGACCUCAGCAACGGCACCGACUUCUGGAUCCACUCCCACUUCUGCGGCCUGCCCGAGCUCCUCGACAGCCGCGUGGGAAUCAUCCGCUACCGUGCCAACAGCACCGCCGAUCCCCCCACAGGGCCGCCCGCCCAUGUCAACUACGGGUGCGCCGACCCGGCGCCGGGCCUGCUCAAGCCCAUCGUGCGGCGCCAGGUGGGCAACCGCGUCAACAGUCUCGAGCCGAGCGACUACCUCAAGAUCGGGCUGCAGCACUGGCCCAACGUCAGCGACCCCAACAGCCGCAUCCACCGCUGGACAAUGCGCAACGUACCCAUGCAGCUCGACUGGCGGCAGCCCAGCCUCAAGAAGCUCACGCGCGGCGGCGGCAGCGACAAGCCCAGCAACAUCCCCAAGCUCUUCCCGCCCGAGACGGAGCCCACGGUGCUCGACUACGAGACGGGCGAGUGGGUCUACUUUGUCAUCACCAACAACUACACGGUCGAGGAGGCCCGGCCGCCGCGCACGCUGCCGCAGUCGGUGCACCCGAUCCACCUGCACGGGCACGACCUGGUGGUGCUGGCGCAGGGCGACGGCCCCUUCACCACGGACGUGGUGCCGCAGCUCAAUAACCCGGCCCGCCGCGACGUGGUCAACUGCCCGAUCGGCGGCUACGUGUGGAUCGCGUUCCAGAUCGACAACCCGGGCGCGUGGCUGAUCCACUGCCACAUCGCCUGGCACGCGAGCAGCGGGUUUGCGCUACAGUUUAUCGAGCAGCCGGGCAAGAUCAAGAAGCUGCUGCAGAAGAACAGGGCGCUGGGCCAGCUGGACGAGAGGUGUGACGAGUGGAGUCGGUGGUACACGACGGUCAAUGAGAAAGUUGGCGCCGUGCAGGAGGAUUCGGGGGUUUAG
Molecule: messenger RNA, 1857 nt
Organism: Parathielavia appendiculata
Lineage: Eukaryota; Fungi; Ascomycota; Sordariomycetes; Sordariales; Chaetomiaceae
Product: multicopper oxidase
Exons: 6
Coding region: 1-1857 (618 amino acids)
Molecular function (GO): copper ion binding; oxidoreductase activity
Source: RefSeq, a predicted model, not a curated record